Messenger RNA from Fusarium sp. VM40, 4476 nucleotides. The record is from the annotation of a GenBank genome assembly. NCBI's taxonomy places the organism in Eukaryota, Fungi, Ascomycota, Sordariomycetes, Hypocreales, Nectriaceae.
AUGGCUCGCGUUACAGAUGAGUUGGUGCUGUCGGCUGACAGCGUCGCUCUAUACCACGCCACCGAUCCUCUACUCGGCCAUCUUCCUCUGCUGCUUUUCCAUGGACCCUCGACCACCGCAAACUACACCCUGAACAGCUCUCGAGUCCAAGUCCACGUCUUCACUCCCGCUGGCUUUCAGAGCUUCCCUCGAAUCACAAUCUCGCCCAACUCUCCAUUCUACAGCGUCGUCCACCACCUACCCCGCGAGUUUCAGGGAGACGAGGUCUACCGCGCUCUAGCCUUUGGCCUAUUCAAGUACUUCACAGAACUGCCCGAUUGUGUGAAACUACACCUCAAGAACCUAUAUCCCACACGUGGACGACGUCCUGGUAGCGCACCUACCUUGUUCAGUGAGCAACAUGCUGCUGAGAUUGUCAAGGACAUGGUCCAGAGCGACCAUACCGCUGAUAUCAUCGAAACCCUAAAAGACGCUCUACAAACACAACACAUCAGUCAUGUCGAUGUUGACUUUGUUCUACCCCCAGGUGCUAUUGUCCCGUUACAACUGGAGGACCUCGAAGACGUGCCCGACGACGAAGAUGAUAUUCUGGAUCCGACCUUGCGCCAGUACGGAGGAUACACACCUUUAAUAAAACUUUUUGGAGAGCCAGUAUUCUUGCCUACUAGCCGUUUGCGAAGAGCACCCUCCAAACCAACCGCAUUGAAUCGGAGCAAGUCAUUCUUGAAUCAUCAGAAAGCGGAGUUGCGCAUGAAGUUGACGGAAUUGGUGGAGACCGAAGAGCGUUAUGUGGGCAAGGUGAGAGAGCUGGUGAACCACGUUGCUGCCGACUUCCGGGAGAGUGCUCAGGCACGAGCCCCCGGCAGUCUAAGUCCUUCCGAGGAAGAGCUAGAGAAACUCUUCCCCAGUUCGGCAGACGGCAUCCUGCAAGUCAAUUCUGCCUUUAUGGAGGAGAUGCGGAGGAUCAUGGACGAUUCUGAAGAAGAGGCGCUGCGGGACAUGGAGACGCCCUCAAUGGGGUUUACAGGUUCCAAGAUCGGCAGAACAAAAGACCCAAGUGGUGCAUUGGCUAUCGCUAGGUUAUUCCUAGAAUGGUUUCCCAAGUUCACUGAGUGUUAUCAGGAUUACAUCAAAGCCAGCCAGCACUUUCCAACACUACUCAACUCUUUUCUAGAUCAACAAUCAAGUUUCAGGCAAAGAGUGGCUCAGACCGGCGAGCAGGCGAUUCGCUCCAUUCUUAUUGAGCCUGUUCAAAGACUUCCUCGCUACAGCUUACUUAUAGACCAGAUCGUGGGUUGCAUUCCUAUGACACAUCCCGCUUUACAACCCAUGUUAAAAGCCCGAGACAUCAUUACGAACAUCUGCUCAAUGGACGAUCCCCUACCCAAUAAGCCUCAUGUCGCCAAUCGACUUCGAAAUAUGGUUGAAGCUUGGCCCCUGAACCUUGAACCGCAAGGACGUCUUAUUGCAGCAGCAGAUUUCACAGAAUUGGCACCACCCUUUCAGCCACUGCUCAACCAGUCGGAUAGGUCCGGCAUGUUCCUCCUGUUCUCAGACUGUGUGGUUAUCAUCAAGAGGAUGAGUGGGAACAUGACCGGGCGAGAUCUACUACGCGAAAUCGAGAAGCCUUCGGCAGCCGGCUUGCUCAUCUCGAUGACCCAUGCAGCAGGUGGUCCAGCAGCAUACGAAUUUGUUUUCACAGGUUGGCAUGAUAUGGCCGAUAUUCGAUUCACAGAAUCAAGAGACGGCACGCUCUUCUGGAUGACAUCCACAGCAGAGAUGAGAGGGGCUCAUCCUGGCGAGCAUAGGAUUAGUAAAGCGGUCACCUCCCGAUGCUUUCUUUUGCAAGAGAUGUACGAAUCCAGAGCAGCCAAGUGGGGAGAGGAUGUGGUAAAGGCAAGAAUCGAGGCUCGAUUCUCAGAAAAGGAGCGAGAGGACCCCUCCUGGACUCUACGAACAGCGCGCAUGCCAGAUAGUAGUCUGGGACUUCACGCAGCUAUCUUCCAGGAGGGCGCCGACCAAUUGAUUGAGGGUCGCAAGGAGCCUGCCCCAAUUCGAGUGGUUGUUGACCAUGACAGGGGCACUAAAGGAGCACCUGUAGGCCAUUACGGUGUUGAAAUUGUCGUGAACGUUACGACCAAUGAUAUGAAACGGGUGUCGAUGCUCACAGUUGGGCUAAACGGGAAGCAGUUCCAGGAUGAUGUUGCCCUGGAAGACUUCCUUCCUACAAUGUCUCGACGAGUGAUACAACUUUUGAGCUACCAGCACUGCAUUUCCAACUUAUUAUUGACGGCACCUCUUGUUUCUUACUACUCCAAGACGUUGCAUGGUCUUCUACUAAACACACGAGCAGAGAAGACCAAGUCGUUCUUGGGUUCAUCCCCCGUGAAGCUGCUUUCCAGUUUCUGGGGUGGCAGCUCCGUUCAUAUUUCAGAUACAGCGAGCAUAGGCUCAAAACAUAAACAGGUACCUUCCAUCCAUCGAAACAACAGUCAAGCAUCUGUUGUUAGCUCAAUAAAGGGAGGCAAAGAUAGCGUUUCUCAAGAGGAAACCCGUACCGACAACCCUUUGGUGCGUUUGGAGCAGACAUUUGCGAGUUAUGUCGCUGCUCUUCAGUCUCGCAAGGGUCUUAUCAUUGGCCGUACAUUGCUUCAACGAUCUGUCGUCGAUGAACUGUCGGUCAACGAACUUUACAACAGGCUCAUUGAAAGCCCGUUUGACUUUGAUGCAACUUCUGAUCUGGGCACGGAAGUCAUUUUCGUGGCCUUUGAAAAGUUCUUGCGAAUCGCUUGGACGGACCAAAUAAGUCCAGUUAUGUCAAUGCACUCUCUUGAUACUCUUCAGGCUCGCGUCAACAAGAGAGUGCCUGGCGACUUUGCGGAUUUUGUUAACUUCUUAUUUGGUGACAUGGCACCACAGAAUCGCCGUGCUUUCACUGCGCUCAUCAAACUACUCGCAGAGCUUUUGGAUGGGUGCGGCAACGAUGGUGAUAGAGGAGCGCUGACACUUGCUUUUGCGGAACUACUCGUCUAUGACGGAACAGCACCGAAUUAUAUUAACCUACUCGAUCGUCUUGUAGAAGACUGCGAACGGAUUUUUGAAGAGCCCAGCUUGAACCACAGCUUCGGCCUAGACAACUCAACUUAUGAUACGAUUAACUCGGCAAUCCGUGGCAAGGGAUACGCGCCUUCAGUCGCCUCUAAUACGUCCUCGCUGCGCCGCAAGUUUGGUUUCGACACCUUGCUGCGGCAAAAUAGCAAGGACGAGCGCGCAUCAGUAUGGCGACAGCUCGGUAGGCAUCGCAAUCCCGCUACCGGCGAAGCAAAUAGCUUAUCCAAGGCAUCACUAGGUCGAUCAAGGUCCAUCGACGACAACACGUUACCCCGAAAGCUAGCACGGCGCCCAGGCUCCAAGGAUCGUCCGCCCAUAGCAGGGGCGUUCGAUGAAGUGCAGAGGCCUGGCAGCUCCCACAGAUUACUGGAAACGAUCGGAGAGCCGGAAACGGAGCGACAACCAGUCCCACGAUCGCCCAGAAGAAGGAAACGCCGCAGUUCGUUAUCAGACCUCAAGGGUCUCAUGGAAGCGACCACACUCGAUGACGACGACUCACCACAGCCACUUCAAGAUGCAAAGCAAACUUCGGAAAAGGUAAAUGCGAGCCCCACGGCGACAACCCCGUCUAGAAUACCUAUUAGUCCCGGCGUGGCCCAGACGAUGCGAAUAUCAAGGCAGAAAGAAAAUGUCUUAGAUUCACUACUGCCAAGUCCUCUAGAGCCAUCCGAUGAACCGCCCCGGCGCCCUUCGCCCAUGAAAGGUCACAGACAUUCUAAGACCCUAUCAUCUACCAACAUUCCAACAUUGCGCCCGUACCGUUCAGCACCUCAAGGCUCUGAGUCACCCCCUCGCCCGAGCUCAAGUCCAGCCCGACGUGCAACCCAGAAGCUCCGUCUACAAUCACCACAAAAGCUUCGAGAACGACUCAACACGGAGAAGCAGGCUGUCGACGAGGUGGAUAUAUCUCUCAAGUCCGAAUUGUCCAAGAUUGGCGAAGAAAUGGCGCGCCUCAAUAGUGUACGGCCUCCAGGCUCGCAGUCCGUCGACAUGCGGCGAAUGAGUGCUGCUGUUCGGCAGCUAGAAGACCGCAUCCCUAUUGCUAUUCAGGAGAUACAAGAAAAGCACGACGAGAUCCAGAACGACAUGGAAACCACGGUGAAGGCAGCCGAGGCCAAGGUGCGAGCGAUUGAUCAACUAUACAAGGAGGCCGUGGCAGAGAAUGAGCUGCUAUACGAGAAGUUCAACGGAGAGCUGGGCAAGAUCGUCAAGGCUCUCAAGGGCAAAGGCAAAGACGAAAAGGAAGAACUCAUGGCACGGUUGCGGGAUCAAAGCGACGAAACAGCGCGGGUGAAGAAGGAAAACGCGCGAUUGAAACGUGAGAUGGUGAGUCUGCGCGCGGCGUUGAAGGGGACGACGGAGUAG